Molecule: messenger RNA, 2802 nt
Organism: Rhea pennata
Lineage: Eukaryota; Metazoa; Chordata; Aves; Rheiformes; Rheidae
Gene: STOX1
Product: storkhead box 1
Exons: 5
Coding region: 1-2802 (933 amino acids)
Biological process (GO): regulation of transcription by RNA polymerase II
Cellular component (GO): nucleus; cytoplasm
Molecular function (GO): RNA polymerase II transcription regulatory region sequence-specific DNA binding
Source: RefSeq, a predicted model, not a curated record
AUGGUGAAAAAAGGGCUUCCUUACACCCACUCUGAACCAAUCUUGUUCCAGCUAAUGCCUGUUGUCUCUCACCCCGCCACCACACACAUCUGUGCAGAGCCUGGCUCAUCGUACAUUGAUGCACCAGUAGCAAUGCAGGUCCCAGUUGCUGGUGGUGCACAGAGUCUCUUAUUUGAGGAGCUUGAAAUCUGCUCUCAAGAUGGUUUUGGAGCAUUAAGUGGACAUGUCAGCAGCCUUGGUGAUGCGCCCCCUGUUCUCAUGAAUCCUCUCUCCCAAUCACAGUUUGUUCCCCUGGCUGAAGUUCUUUGCUGCACCAUAUCGGAAAUGAAUGCAGAUCAUGUAAUGGUUACACAGGAAACUUUAACAGAGCAGUUAGUGAAAAAUUAUCCAGGAAUUGCAGUUCCCUCCCACAAAAUUGUAUAUAAUACCCUUGGCACUCUAAUUAAAGAAAGGAAGAUCUAUCAUACAGGAGAAGGAUACUUCAUCGUGACCCCCAGUACCUACUUCAUCACACAUGAUGCUCCAGAGGCCAAUAAAAGGGUCCAGCUGGGGGACAGUUGCUGUUCAUCACCUUCCAUCACUUACCUUGUAAGCAUAGAGAACUGUGCAGAGCUAAUGAAAGAAAACAUUCCUAUGGUAUCCUGUUACAGAUCCCACCAUUGUUUCCCUGACAAAGAUAUGUUCUGUGAACAAAGACAUCAGCAGCUAAUGAAUCAUGAACCUAAUGGAGGAGGUAAGAAAGGCUGCAGUGAAUUGAAGCCUUCAAUUCAAAAUCAAGUGGUGUCCACACCUGGUGAAACUCAUUCCUGGGACACCACCAAAUCCCUGACACGCGUGAAAGAAAAACUGAAAUGCAAACGGUUUGGCUUUGGCCUUUUCUGGCGAAGUUCUUCUAAAAAAGAAAAGCGUAGGAAAGAGUACUCCACUUUUUCAGCCCAGUUUCCUCCCAAGGAGUGGCCGGUAAGGGACGAAGAUGACUUAGAUAAUAUUCCACGUGAUAUUGAACAUGAAAUCAUCAAGCGUAUUAACCCUACGCUUACAGUUGAUAAUUUAAUUAAACAUACAGCAUUAAUGCAGAAGUUUGAGGAGCAGAAAAAUUAUAUCAGUAAAGGUACCUCAGCUGAAGCAUUAACAGUCAGGCAAAAGCAUCUUUCAAAGGAAUGUCCUCAGAAGACGCAAAAUAAAACAGCAAAGCAUGGCAGGAAAAACAAAUCAAGCAAAGAGAAGCAAAUUAGCAGAAGCAACAGGAAAUCUCAAAUACAAGAGCUAACAUCCCAAAGUGAAAAACUGGAAGAGCACCCAUCACUGCAUACUACAAACCAGCAUGUGGAAUCCCAAGCUAUAUACAAAAGACAAAUUAAGAACCCUUUUCAGGGUCUGUCUCGGAAACACAACUUUCAUGUGAAAGGGCAUAAAGGUCAGAUUAACACUCAACUGAAGCCCAGGACUCAAAAGCAAGAAAGGGGUUUACAAAGACCAAGGUCUUCAGAUUCCUCAAAACUCUUUGAAUAUGAAGCUGAACAACUGGUUACUGAAAAGCAGGCUGACAAAGCCAAACCAAACAAAUCACUCCAUGUUAAUAGGUCUUCCCUCCAACUAAAGAAAGACAGUUUAAGUGAAAACAUUAGUUAUGCGCAAGGCAAUACUUUGCAAAUAGAUGACAAAUCUAAAUACUUAAUGGAGAGUAGCAUUUCUGAAGACAGCAUCUGCAGACAAACAGCCAAACAAAACGCUGCAGCUGUUCAAAAAUCCUCUCACACCUACACUGAAGAUAAUGUCAGGUGCAAAGAAGAUGCAAAAUAUUCAUUAAAUCCAAAAGAUGAGCACUGCAAGUACAAAGCUGACUCUGCAUGUAAAUUACUAGAUCAAACAUCAAACGAAUUUCAAAAUGUCAGCCUUUCAAAUUACACAACCAAUGCCAACCUGCUAAAAAAAGCUGGUGUGAAAUACAGAAAAAAGACUGGUAAAAAGAAGGAACUUAUAUUUAAAUAUGACUGUACUAGCUGGCCUGGAUCAACAAAGCUAGAAGGUGAAGGAUUUACUGAUGACUGCCAUCUUGUGUACCAAAAAGCACAUGAUGGCAACACCUGUAGUUCAUUUUAUCUGGAUGACAAUUUUGAAUACAGUGAAUCAGUUCACUUGCAACCUGGCCAAGCUGUACCAAAAGCGGAGACAGUUGUGUCUGUAAAAAACUGGAAGGUUAAUAUUCAUCCAGACCAGUACAACACAACUGUAAACAAAUGUGACUCUGGAGAGUAUGAAUAUAAGGAAUGUGCCAGUCUUGCUGAAUCAAUAGAUGGCUCAAAAGUGUGUCAGAAAACAGAUUUCACUGAAGAAAGUUGUUUUUGCAGUCGGGUGCUUCUGACAAUUCAUAAAAAGGAAGAGGAAACUGGCCUUACUGCAUGUGUGAAGACUUCAGCUGUAACAAAUCUCUGCAACGCUAAUGAGGCUGGCUCAGACAUUGAUGCUUUGCAGAACUCCAUCUAUGCGAUGGGAGAAGAGCUGGCAUGCUGUGCUCUGGGCCUGCAAGCAAAAGAAAUGAGAAACCCUUUGAUGAAAAAUGGUCUAAUUUUUAAUAAUGCCUGUACUGUGAUUUUAGGACAGAAUCACUUAGAAGGAAUAGAAAAUCACAGCAUUACAGGAGACAGUGGAAUUGACUCCCCAAGAACACAAAGUCUGACACCUAAUAAUUCUACUAUUUUAGAUGGACUGAAAAGAAGACAAAGCUUCCUGGAAAACUUCGAAAGCAUAAAUAGUAUUGCAAUAGCGGAAGGCCGCUUGCAAAAAAUUCCUUGCUGCUGA